This is a messenger RNA of Lichtheimia ornata, 573 nucleotides long. RefSeq lists its product as uncharacterized. The transcript has a single exon. NCBI's taxonomy places the organism in Eukaryota, Fungi, Mucoromycota, Mucoromycetes, Mucorales, Lichtheimiaceae. The record is from RefSeq and is a predicted model, not a curated record. Bases 1 to 573 code for a protein of 190 amino acids.
AUGAAGGAUGGCCAACAUUAUCAUAUUCCAGAGGAUGGGAUACAUCCGGGAGAUUGUCAAGGUUGCAACAGCAUGGCACAAACACACGUGGCACAAAUGGGCACGGACAGUGGUACAAGAAGGCUAUCGGUUACAGUUUCACAAGCAACCGAUUCCAUGGAAAGCUCAUCAAAUCCAAUUGUCACCAGAGGAUCAGACCCAUGUGGAUCAAGCGGUUGCAACUUUUCUCAACUCCAAGGUGAUCGAGAGAUCACCCACCCAAGACGACAGGUUCCUUUCAAACUUCUUUACGAUCAAAGAGCCCAACAAAAUUCGUCCCAUAUUGGAUUGCAAACGCAUCAACCAAUUCAUUCAAUGCAAUCACUUCAAGAUGGAAGGGGUUCCAGCCUUGAGGGAUUUAAUCGAGAAGGACGAUUGGAUGACGAAAUUGGAUCUGAAAGACGCUUACGUGGUGGUACCUAUUCACGAGGAAUCGAGGCGUUAUCUUUCCUUCAGGCAUCGAGACACAGUGUACCAAUACCGGUCUCUACCUUUUGGCUUGAGUGUGGCACCGAAAGGUUUUUUCGAAACUAA